Mus pahari (shrew mouse) is the source of this 3995-nucleotide messenger RNA. RefSeq names its product coiled-coil domain containing 92B (gene Ccdc92b). The record is from RefSeq and is a predicted model, not a curated record. NCBI's taxonomy places the organism in Eukaryota, Metazoa, Chordata, Mammalia, Rodentia, Muridae. The transcript has 4 exons. The coding region runs from base 158 to 1057 and encodes 299 amino acids.
GUUCGCCAGUUCCGGUCACGUUGCUGGGUGUUUACGCCCGAAGCCUGCCCUGGGCCCCCCACCUCUGCGCCCCGGAGCCCCCCAGAGCCCCGGAGUCCGCGCCCCACAGCCUCGCAGCAGUUGAUGGCGCCGCAGCCGGGCCGCGCUCUGCGGAUCCAUGAGAGCAGCUAGCGCGGGAGAAGAGCUCUUCCCGAGACCUAACGAGGCCCGGGCCCGGCCCGGCGGCUCUCUCGGGUCCGCAGGUGGGGCCCAGGCCUGGGUUGCCAUGGAUACCGUGUCCCUGGAGCAUCAGAUCCAGAGCGUGCAACGCCACAUCAGCUUCCUGAAAAAGGAGCAGAUGGCCCUGCUUCGAGACCUGCACCUGGAGAUCCUGAGGCUGCAGAAACGCUGCUCAGAGCUGACCCACGACCUGGAGAUGAGAGAGGUCCAGUCUCACCAGCAAGAAGAGGUGUCCCGAGAGCUGGAGGACAAGUGCCGCGCGCUAGAGUCGCAGCUGGAGGCACGGGCGGCGGCCAACGCGGAGCUGCGGCGGGAGGUGGCGCAGCGGGAGGCGCUGGUGUCUGCGCUGCGCUGCAGCCUGCGUUCGGAGGAGCGCCGCUUUCUGGAGGAGCUGCGGCGCCGCAGCCAUCGCGCCACGGUGCUGGGCACCGAGCUGCAGAAGCACACCGAGGCGGCCGCCUACCUCUCCUGCCAGCUGCACGCCGCGCGCCAGAGACUGCAGGGCCCCCGCUCCGGCGCCGCGGCCGCGGAGCCCCGGGCCCGCCGGCGUGCACAACGGGCCCGCCGCCCUCCGGAGGCGGCCGCCAAGGGUCCGAGCCGGGACUGGGCGACCUGGGAAGACGCCGAUCCCAUGCCGGACCCCGCGCUCUUUCUCUACCCACGGAGGCCGCCGCGGCCCAGCGCCCGUGGCCCUCGCCCUCAGCUACGCCAAGAGAUGCCGGACCAAGAUGCCCCGUACCCCGUGCCACACCAGGAGCCCCGGUACCAAGGCGACCCGCACCCGGGGCCCAGCGAGAGCCCAGUCGCCACGCCCAGCGCCCCAGGGGAUCCUGAGUAGGCGCUGGGUAAGCGGUGGCAACAGGGAAAGCAGGCCGGGCCAGGCGGGAUCAGGGAUGGGGCGGAGUCCAGUCGGCCGAUCCGCCCCAGCUCCGCCACUCACUAGAGCCGCCCCCGCUUGUGUGUUUCCAGAGAUGAAUUGUCUUCUCGGGAGAGGGAGCUCCUUUGCAGAGGGAACGCCAAAGCAAUGCACCGUUUUUGUGGUGGACUGGCAGUAAUGACCCUAAUCUGUGCUCCUCCCCCCCAUCCCCUGGGGGUUGGGGGAAGUGGAGUCCUGUCUGUCCCUGGAAAGCUGACAAUCCCUUGUAGGGCGGGAGAAGGCUGGGUCUGCCUACUGGAAGGAACACGGUGGCACUUGGCACCGCUAGGCCCUCAAGCUCCCCUUCCCUGCUUUCUCCCCCUCUCACUACCACCCCCCUCCAGCCCUGCCCAGCCUUUUGCUCGGGAGAGGCAAGCUUGGGAGCUGGCUCGCGUACUCGGAAGUAGCUACUCCCCACCCCACUGAAGUCCUUGAAGGUGAGCACGGAACACUUUAGAAUCUAUUUUAGAAGUCACGCCCUCUCAGAGCUGCUGUGUUCCUGGUGGCAGUUGACUUACAGAAAACAGCAAGGCUUAAACCCUUGAAACCAGUCGUGAAAGAGGAUCUGAUUGGUUCUUCCCAGGUUUGUUAUGCAGAGGUGCAGGAGAUUGGAGAUAGGCAAGCUGGGGCUCAGAUUUGGCUUGGCAAGGGCAGAAGGGCCGCUCACCCUUCUGUUCCUGAGGCCACUUUAGAGACUUUCCAGUUCUGUUACAGGUGCUAAUCUUGCCCAGCUUUCCAAACAGCUGGCUGCACCCAGAGGUAGGAAGGAGAGCCUGGCUUCUUGGAAGUGGCAGCUAUUCAUAGAAACUUGAUUUUUCUGGGGAGCAAAGUAAAGACUGGUUAGUCCUUGGGGGUACCCAUCCCUGGAAAGGCCCCUAAGCCUGUAGAACCUGCUGAUGAUGGGGUGCUCCUGUGCUGUUGGGAUUGGUAAACAGAAUGGUGACCCCUUCCCAAUUCCCCUUACUACCAAAGGCAGGAAGCUUCUGUCCAGCUCAUGAUUGGCCCCCAUUCAGAGCCCCAGAACCCCACUCCACCACUCUUGGUUUGACCUGCUUUGAGUCCUAAGUGCCUGUGAGGUCUUUCCUGGGGCUGCUGAGAGAAGUUGCCUCUCUUCACUCAGACACUGGGCCCCUAGCAGGUCCUGGCCCUGGCUAAGGCGCCACAUUGUGUGUGUCACCCAAGGUCUUGAGGUCUCUGUAGUUGACGAACUUCUUCAGUCAUGGCCACAGGGAAGAAAAAGAACUCCUGACUCGUUUCCUCCACUUUGUAAGAGGAAGCAGGAGUUGGGCAGGAAGCCAAAGGCAGUGAGCACAUUCUAACCUGAUCCUGCACACAGACCCCUCCCCUGAAGGGCAGCUGAGGCCACUGAGCAGUAGCUAGGCCUGGGCUGAGCUGUCUAGCUUUGGGGAACUGGAGGGCAGAAGCAGAUCCCCCGGGGUCCCUACGAGGGCUCCAAACUCUACCCCUUCAGCCCAACAGCAGACCUGUCCCACCUGUCACUCCCUGCCCUGUCCACCUGGAACCUGCCUGUGGGAGGGACUCCUCCGGCUCCCUUGGAGGUGCCUGGAGGACGGUGGGAAAGGAAAGCUUCCUUGGAUCACCUGCACAGACCCACAUCUCUUGCAACCAUACUUUUGGGGUGAACAGGGUGACCUUGUUAGGUUGACUUUUCUAGAGAGAGAGCUCUUUUCUCAUCCAUCCACCCACUAAAAGCCAUAGCUGUCCCCAACUAGCUUCCCUUUAAACUAUAGCAAUAGCCCUCUUCCUUUUCUCUUCUGGGUACCCAGGGUGUUCGGCUGUCUCUAUGGAGCCCCAACCCCAGGAUCAGACAGUAAUCUGCCUUGCUUUCCCCAAAUGACCCUGUCAGUACCGCCCAAAUCCUGUUCCUCCGCUGAUAGCAGAGAUAAUGAUAUCUGUUUGUGAGGUGUUUGAAGAGCUUCCAGAUGAAAGGGUCUAAGGGCAUCUGGGUACCAGUGGGGAUCCUGGGGUGGGAGUUGGAUAAUGCAACUCUUCCAUCAGUGAGAGAGUGACAGAAAGGCCUGGGCAGAUACAGGAUUCUGGUGUUAUCAGAAUACCCUUUUCCUCUUGUGGAAAUAAUGAAAGAUUCCCUUCAUUGGUCAACAGGCAAGGACUCCCUCAGGCUCUUGCUCUGGGACAGGCCCUGCCCUGCACUUCCACCUCUUCCCUUCCUAGUCAUUGGCUAUAGGAAUCCACCUACUGGAAGGAAAAGUUCCAGCCACAGCCCAGGAGUGACCCAGUGGCCAAGAAGGGAAAGGGCCGUUUAAUUCCUCUUCUUUGUUGUAUACAUCCCCAUGGAGAGACUGAGAUGGUUCAUGUGGACAUUCAGAGUCCUUAGGGGGGAGUCCCACAGUGCAAGUGUAGACAGACCCAGAAGGAAGAACUGCAGUGGAGUCAGUCCUACAUUCUAGAAGCCAUCCAGGAACGAGUGAGCAAUGCAGCUCAAGGUUCUGCACCCUUCAUCACUAUAUCCUUGCCAAGGCAACCUGUUCUUUGGGAGACCAGUUCUGAGCCAAGAUGGGGAAGCUCGUCCUUACACAAGCAGCAGGAUAGAGUCAUCCUGGAUGGAGGUGGAAGGGAAGGAGGCCAGAGGGUGUGAAGCAUCUUCUCAUUUGGGGGUCAGGGUCUCCUGAGCACCCUUUCACACUGACGUGCCAGCCGUGAAUGGGAGACGUACAGGGCAGUCAGAUCCUGCUCCAGAUUCUCUGUUGGCUGCGCUUUUUAAUCCAAUGCUUUUCAGAGUGUAUUCACUCACCUACAGAAAUAGAGCCCUGUGCUUUAGGGGUGACUGUCAUAUGCCUUAUUCUUAAUAAAAUGUUUGGAAAACAUGUAGUCCAUUCUC